AUUCCGGAAUUUUCAUGUUUUAUCAUAUAUUUUCCGAUUCUAUUCAGACCGGAUGUUGACAAUGGUUUUCUAACCAAUAUCAGUGAAAUUUGUAAUUUUAGUUAUCGUCAUCAAGAAUAAGUAUGCCACCAAAAAGAACAAGCCAAGCUCGCGCAAAACCAUCAACUGUCUCAAAACAAAAGAAACGCAGGACAUCAAUGAACUUGGAAGUGGUGUCGCCAGCUUUAUCCCCCGAUGUACUGGAAACCAUCACAGCACAGGUGACCCAGCGGGUGACGGCCACAAUUAGAGACGAGUUGACAACGCUGAUGAACAACAUUAACAGCAACAGUGCUUCAAAUUCUCAGGGGAGUAUUAGUAUAAACCCUCUAGGGGCAUCUAACAACGAUGAUAAUGACGGGUUGGUAAGAGAAUCUAGAUAUAUGGACAACGCUAUUCAACACUCAGUUGAAGCGGUAGUUGUGGAUCACACUGAGAAAAUCGCUGGUAAGUGUCCGACAGGUUUUGUUAGUACAGCAGUACCAAUUGAUGCAAGGGUAUCGGAUCAAACUAAAUCAAAAAUUUGGUCAAACCAGUAUAUAGAAUUUGCAAGCCUUUUGUCGAAAGACAAACAAAAGAAAGGUAAGUUAUCUAUUCAGGUCGAAGAUGGUGACAGUCCAGGCAAGCUUACAAUCCACCAGGUAGAGAAUGAUUCCCAAAGCGAGGUAACUCUCUCAUCCAUGCAUGACUGGCUUACAGCAUGGAAUAGAUUUGCUGCAAUUUAUUGUAUUAAAUAUCCAGAACAACAAGCUAAAUUAGCUAAACAUUUAGAAUCAGUCAGAGAUAUUGCAGACGCCAAGGGCAAUUGGAAAGCUUAUGACACCGAUUUUAGGAUGCUUGUUGCCCAAGGACAAGUUUCAUGGGGUGAUGUACACAUGGAGUUAUAUGUUAAUGCCAGACUGACGACAGCUCUAUCUUCAAAACCUAACAAAAGUCAGAAAGAUAUGUCAUAUAGCUCUAUGCCAAGAGGUGUCUGUUUCCAGUACCAUUCAGGUAAGAAUUGUUCAGCAGGCUUGUCUUGUCGCUUCCAACACAGAUGUUAUAACUGCGGCGGGUCACACCCUUUUAUUCAAUGUACAAAGCAAGCCAAGCUGCCCUUUCGGAUCAUGCAGAGGUAUCAACACCAAACAGGUAGUACAAAUACAGGGAAACAAUAUAACCAAUCAAAAUCAUUUGGUACAUCCAAGCAAGGGCCCAACACCAAUCAAGGUAAAUAGACUUGCUCAUUGGUUAUCAGGGUAUGAUGAAGAUGAAACUAAUUUUCUAGUUCAGGGUUUUUCAAGGGGUUUUUAUUUAGGCUUUGUUGGAGAAUGUCCUGGAAUAGAGUCAAAAAAUUUAAAUUCGGCUCUUACAAGACCAGAAAUUAUUGAUCAAAAAAUACAAAAAGAAAUUUCGGCUGGUAGAGUUCAAGGACCUUUUGAAAAUAAACCAUUUUCCAAUUUACAGUGUUCACCACUGGGUUUGGUUGAAAAGAAAGAGCCAGGUGAAUUUAGAAUGAUUCAUCAUUUGUCAUACCCAGAAAAUCAAUCAAUUAAUGAUGGCAUACCACCUGAUGAGUCAUUUGUUCAAUACUCAUCUAUUUCAGAUGCUAUUCAUUUCAUAAAAAGUGUGGAAAAGGUGCUUUCUGUUGUAAA
Messenger RNA from Magallana angulata, 1673 nucleotides. RefSeq lists its product as uncharacterized. Gene Ontology annotation, molecular function: metal ion binding. The transcript has a single exon. Lineage: Eukaryota; Metazoa; Mollusca; Bivalvia; Ostreida; Ostreidae. The coding region runs from base 123 to 1256 and encodes 377 amino acids. The record is from RefSeq and is a predicted model, not a curated record.